CACCAGUCAAGAUGGAGGGACCACUGCUCUAUCCACAGGAGAGAGAACCUAUGCACGUCAUAGCUUGCAGUUCACUGCCAGAGGUCUCCUAUGGGAUCUGUGGAAAUUGCAAAUGCGGAGAGAUGCAUUGCAAACAGCUGUGAUCUUGUAAUCAAUGGCUACCACGAUGAAUUCUGGAUCAUUGACGGACUUGCGCGACAGGGACGUGGAUGACACCGCUGUGUUUUACAGAUCCGGUUCCCACAGGAAGGAACCUCUGAGGGCAGUAGAUGUGCUUCCCAUCCUGAGAGAAAAGGUGGCCUUCCUGUCAGGGGGUAGAGAUCGAAGAGGGGGCCCCAUCCUCACCUUCCCGGCCCCCAGUGACCCUGAACGCCUCAGACAGGAAGACCUACGCCCCCUGCUGGACUAUCUCGCCACUGUCCCAAGCGAGGAGGCGUGCCGGCAUGGAUUCACGGUGAUCGUCGACACACGGGGCUCCCGGUGGGACGUGAUCAAGCCCCUGCUGAAGACGCUGCAGGACUCCUUCCCCCGCUGCGUCCACACCGCCCUCAUCAUCAAACCCGACAGCGUCUGGCUCAAACACCGCAGCUCCCUUGGCAGCACCAAAUUCGAGUUUGAGACCUACAUGGUGUCGGUGGAGGAGCUUUGUGAGCUGGUGGAGCCGUCUCAACUGACCCCAGACCUGGGCGGCAGCCUGCAUUACAACCAUGAGGCCUGGCUAGAGCAGCGCGUGGCCUUCGAAAGCUUCAGUGCCGAUGCAGCCCGUGCCCUGAGCCGCCUGCAGGACGCGAUGGACCCUCAGCAGCAGCAGCGCCCUCUGGCGGGCGAGGCGGGCAGUGCGAGGCGCAGCAUGGAGGAGCUGGCACUGCUCAGGAGCCGUGUCACUGACGGCGACCUGCGUGAGCUGGAGGCAGAGGGCCGGCGCCUGCUGCAGCGUCUCCACGGCAACGACGCCCACGGCCUGGCGCCUAAGGUGUCCGCCCAGGUGGAGCGCGUGCAGGAUGCCAGGCUGCACAUGCACCAGGUGUGGCAGCUGCAGAAGCACCAGGACCAGAGUCUGCAGCUGCGCAUGUACGAGCAGGAUGUUCAACAGAUGCUGGACUGGAUUCUGCACAAUAAGACUCUCCUGCUGUCCAGCCACUCAGAGAUCGGUGCUGACCAUCAGCACGCCCUAGAGCUGCAGGGUGACCACAGCCACUUCGCCCUCAGCUGCAUGGAUGUGUAUGUGAACGUGAGCCGUAUCAUGUCACUGGGGAACCGUCUGCUGGAGCUGGGCCACUCGUCUGCCCAGCAGAUCCAGCAGCUGUCUGCGCAGCUGGAGCAGGAGUGGAGGGCCUUCGCCGCGGCCCUGGACGAGCGCAGCUGCCUGCUGGAAGGCGCUGCAGCCUUCCACCACCGGGCCGAGCAGUACCUGAGCAGUGUAGGCUCAUGGAGAGAGGCGUGUGGGGAGGAGAAGCUGCCCUGUGAACUGCAGGACCUGGAGGACGCCAUUCAACAACAUCAGAACCUCUACGAGGUCUUCAGCACUGCAUAUACAAAGGUGAGUCAGGAGGGGAAGUCUCUGCUGGAUCGGCUGCAGCGGCCCCUGGCUGUAGCUGGUGCAGACUCACAGUCGCCCUCUGCCAGCAUGUCACAGACAAUUCGGGCGGUGCUGGAGGUGGUGCACGAGGUGCUCCGACAGCAGAGAGAGCUGGAGAACGCCUGGCAGCAGCGCAAACUACGCCUGCACCAGCGUCUGCAGCUAUGUGUGUUCCAGCAGGAUGUCAAACAGGUGAUGGACUGGAUUGAGGACCACGGUGAGGUGUUCCUGUGUAAACACACAGGUGUGGGGAGGUCCCUGCAACGAGCGCGAGCCCUGCAGAAGCGCCAGAAGGACUUUGAGGAGGUGGCUCAGAACACCUUCACUAAUGCGGAGCGUCUUCUGGAGGCUGCGGAGCUGCUGGGCCAGACGAGGGAGUGUGACCCGCAGGAGAUCCAGCAGGCCGCCCAGCAGCUGCAGGAGAGACUGCAGGAGUUCGGCCAGCGCGUGGAGCAGCGCAAGAACCUCCUCAACACCUCCGUCGCCUUCCACACACAUGGCAAAGAGAUGUGGGUGUGGCUGGAGGACCUGCAGGGAGAGCUUCAGGAGGAAGUGAGAUCGGAGUCAGUGGAGGUGUUGGAGGAGUUGAUCUCUCGCUGUGACCAGCAGCAGAACAGCCGUGAGCAGGCCGCUACCACUCUUAACCAGCAGGGGGAGGACCUGCUCCAACAGCUCAGGUCGUGUGCGGUGAGCGGGGGCAAGGCCCCCCCCAGCAGCUCUGCAGCCCACGUGCGCAGCGUCCUGCAGCAGGUGGGCGGAGUCGAGGCGCAGGUGGAGGAUCAGCUGCGGGAGAGGCGGGGCCAGCUGGAGCUGCUGAUGACGCUGCGUACCUUCGAGAGGGACGCCGCACAGGUGACGUCGGCCCUACAGCAGUGUGUGUCCCAGACUGGGGAGGAGGGUGAGGACGAGGCCAACGUGGAGCAGCAGCUGCAGCACUUCACCGAGAACACACUCCGUCUGAAGAAGCGCUACACUCAGAUCACACACCAGGGACAGCAGCUGCUGCUGCAACUAAGAGAACUGCAGAGUACAGGUGUAGAGCUGUUGUGUGAGCGUGAGGUGGACGUGACCGGACGAGUCCAGGACUUGCUGGACUUCCUGCAGCAGAAACAGCAGGAGCUGGACGCCGACGCUGAGCAGCAGAGACUCCAGCUGGAACAAACUGCUCAGUUACGCCACCUACAGGCACAGGUCAAACAGGUCCUGGGCUGGAUCAGGAAUGGAGAGUCUAUGCUGAAUGCAGCUGUGAUCAGUGCCAGCUCUUUAGAGAAGGCGGAGCAACUCCAGAGAGAACAUGAACAGUUUCAACACUCAAUUGAGAAAACCCACCAGAUGGCGCUGCAGGUGCAGCAGCAGGCAGAGGCGCUGCUCCUGGCGGUGCACGGGGAGGCGGAGCCUAUCCGGGACUGCGCCGAGAGCGUCGCCGCCCACUGGCAGCAGCUCAUGCUCAAGAUGGAGGACCGCCUCAAAUUGGUCAACGCCGCUGUGGCCUUCUACAAGACCUCCGAACAGGUGUGUGGCGUGUUGGAGAGUCUGGAAGAGGAGUACCAGCAUGAGGAGGACUGGUGUGGGGGCGGGGACAAACUAGGCCCCACCUCUGAGAAUGAUCAUGUGACCCCAAUGAUCAGCAAACACCUGGAACAGAAGGAGGCCUUCCUGAAGGCCUGCACAUUGGCCAGACGUAACGCUGACGUCUUCCUGAAGUACCUGCAGCGCUGCAGCCUGCACCUGCCCUCUGAGCCCGCUCACUGCACUGACACCCAGCAGCAAGUCAGGACUACCUUGAGUGAACUGCUUCAGAGAGAGAACCGUGUUUUGCACUUCUGGACCCUGAGGAAGAGGAGGCUGGACCAGUGCCACCAGUAUGUGAUGUUUGAACGCACGGCUAAGCAGUUGCUGGACUGGCUUCAUGAUUCGGGAGAGUUCUUUCUGUCCACACACACGUUCACAGGCUCCAGCAUUAUACACACACGUGAUCUGCUCACAGAACAUGAGGAAUUCCACAUCUCAGCAAAGCAGAACCGUGAACGUGUGGCAGUGCUGCUCCAGUUGGCCGACGACUUCCGAGAGAAGGGCCACGCACACACGGCCGAGAUCCAGAAGUGGGCGGGGCUAGUGGAGCAUCGCCACAGCGACUUCUGGCUGCGUCUGGAGAUCCGCGGGGCGGCGCUCGAGGAGGCUCUGGGCCUCUCCUCCGAGACCACCAGCUUGAGUGACGACGUCCAGCUGGAGCUCACGCCCACCAGCCCCUCAGGGGCAGAGGUCAAACUGCGGGAGGCUGCGCAUGAGCUGAACGAGGAGAAGCGCAAGUCGGCCCGGAGGAAAGACUUCAUCAUGUCAGAACUUCUGCAGACAGAGAAGGCCUAUGUCAGAGACCUUCGAGAGUGCAUGGACACCUACCUAUGGGAGAUGAGCUGUGGUGUGGGCGACAUCCCUCCAGGCAUUAUUAAUAAAGAGUACAUCAUAUUUGGCAACAUGCAGGACCUCUACGACUUCCACUACAAUAUUUUCCUAAAGGAGUUGGAGAAGUACGAGCUCUUGCCAGAGGAUGUAGGACACUGCUUUGUGACGUGGGCGGAUAAGUUCCAGAUGUAUGUGCAUUACUGUAAGAACAAACCUGACUCAACCCAACUCAUUGUGGAGCAUGCUGGCAUUUACUUUGAUGAGAUUCAGCAGAGACACAGGCUUCCAAACUCCAUAUCCUCUUACCUCAUCAAACCCGUUCAGAGAAUCACCAAGUACCAGCUGCUCCUCAAGGACCUCCUGAGCUGUUGUGAGGAGGGUAAAGGCGAGAUCAAAGACGGCCUAGAGGUCAUGCUCAGUGUCCCCAAGAGAGCCAAUGACGCGAUGCACCUCAGCAUGCUGGAAGGUUUCCCUGAGAGUAUUGAGCCUCAGGGGGAGCUGGUCCUUCAGGAGUCCUUCCAGGUGUGGGAUCCCAAGUCUCUGAUUCGUAAGGGCCGCGACCGACACCUCUUCCUCUUCGAGAUGUGUCUUGUCUUCAGCAAGGAGGUCAAGGACUCCACCGGCAGGAGCAAAUACCACUACAAGAGCAAGCUCAUGACAUGUGAGCUGGGAGUCACAGAGCACGUGGAAGGGGACGCCUGUAAAUUUGCCCUCUGGGCAGGAAGGACCCAAGCCUCAGAUAAGAUUGUCCUGAAGGCCAGCAGUGUUGAGAGUAAGCAGGUGUGGAUCCGGCAGGUGAGGGAGGUGAUGCAGGAGCGUACCGUUCACCUGCGGGGGGCGCUACGGCAACCACUCCCCAUCCCUCAGGGCAAUGCCCAUGCCAGAGGCCGCAGAGAAGGAGAGUGUGUGUCCAGUGAUGGUGAUGGCCACAGCCAAUCAGAUACCUCUAUAGCAUCUGGCUCCUCCCACGGCACAGUAGAGAGUGAGCAGCAUGUGUUAUGUCUUCUGCAGGUCUCGGGGGGCUGUGAUCUGGCGCUGGUAGUGCGGGACUUCUCGGCUAGCAGCGGUGGGGAGCUGACGGUGCGUCGCGGCCAGAGGCUGCAGCUGAUGGGGGGCACACCGGAGCGGCCCGACUGGUGCCGGGUGCGCUGCUCGGAGGGAGGGGGCACGCUGGAGGGGCUGGUGCCCCGCUGCUCCCUCUACCUGCCCCUCGCCCACUGCACCGCUGGCAUAGAGGACCUGCACAGCAGCAGAGACUCUCUGUCCGUCUCCAGUCCUGACGGUGGAGUUCCGGGUGGUUCCCCGGGCAACCGUCGCUCGGGCUCGUCGUUAAGGAAGUGGCUGAGCAGUCCGGUGCGGAGGCUGAGCAGUGGCCGGGCCGACGCCCACGAGCGCAAGAGCAAGCAGCGGCGGGGCCGCGAUGGCGCACGCUCACCGCGAGACACCGAGCCCGUCGCCAUCACCACGCCACAGGAGGACAACACGGAGGAGCGAGUGAGGGAUGAAGUUGUGUGCAGUGGUACUCUCUCUAAGUCAUCCUCCUCGGGGCUGCAGAGCUGUGGGGAGGACGAAGGAGAGGAGGGCUCAGAAGCUGCUCCUCUACCGCCCCCUAUGGCCAUACAGCAGCACUGCCUGCUGCAGGAGGACUCUCAGGAGGACAAGAUCCCUCCACGCCAGGCAACCAGACUCACCAACCCAGACCCCCCUACUGCAGAGGAGCUAGUCAGUGCCAUCCAGGAACUGGUCAAGAGCAGGAUGGCUCUGGAUGAGCAAAUUGAUGGCCAUAACCCUUCCUGUUACCCCGGCAACCACUCCCUCCUCUCCUCCUCACCUCCCAUCCCAGAGACGGACGAACGCAAGACGGCCUUCCUGAAGAGACGGCACUUUGUGCUUCUGGAGUUGGUGGAGACUGAGAGAGACUAUGUGAGGGACCUCAGCUCAGUGGUGGAGGGCUACAUGAGGAAGAUGAACGAGGACAGCGUCCCCGAGGACAUGAAGGGCAAGGACAAGAUCAUCUUUGGCAACCUCCAUCAGAUCUUCGACUGGCACAAAGAAUACUUCCUGGCUGAGCUGGAGAGGUGCCUAGAGAGCCCUGACAGACUGGCAACCCUAUUCAUCAAACAAGAGAGACGCUUUCAGAUGUAUGUGGUCUACUGCCAGAACAAGCCCAAAUCAGAGCAUGUUGUGUCAGACUACUUGGACACCUACUUUGAGAGCUUGAGGCAGUUGCUGGGUCAUAGGCUACGCAUCACAGACCUUUUGAUCAAGCCUGUUCAGCGCAUUAUGAAAUACCAGCUCCUGCUCAAGGACAUUUUGAAGUUCUCACAGAGGGCUGGUGUGGACUGCACAGAGCUGGAGAAAGCAGUGGAGGUCAUGUGUAUUGUCCCCAAACGAUGUAACGACAUGAUGAAUGUAGGUCGCUUGCAGGGCUUUGAGGGUAAAAUAACAGCGCAGGGCCAGCUGCUGCUGCAGGACAGUUUCCAGGUGUGUCAGGUGGAGACAGGGCCUCUCUCUCGCAUGAAGGAGCGGCGCGUGUUCCUCUUUGAGCAGAUCAUCAUCUUCAGCGAGCCCCUGGACCGCAGGAAAGGCUUCUCCACUCCCGCCUACCUCUUUAAGAACAGCAUUAAGGUCACCGGGCUGCGUCUGGAGGAACUCGUGAACUCUGACCCCAGCAGACUGGUUCUGACCUCCCAGUCACCGGGGGGCAGUGAUGAGCGCUUCAUACUCCUGGCAUUGAGUCCUGCUAUAGGCCGAGCCUGGCGCCACCAGAUCAACCUGAUGCUGGAGAACCAGCGCAAUUUCCUCAAUGCCCUGACGUCUCCAAUUGAGUACCAGAGGAGUCACAUGGGUGGGGGGAGCCCUGGAGCCUCAAGCAGCAGUAGCAGCGGUGGUGUUGGUGGGGGGGCCACACGCUCCCGACCCCCCCAGCAUCCCCAUCAGCCCCGCUCCCCAGCCCUGGGCAAACGCCCCCCAGACUGACAGCAGCAGCAGUGGCCUCUCCAGCAUCUCUCUGCCCAUCAGGACCCCACCACCCCGCAGGAGGAGGAAGAGGAAGAGGAGGAGGAGGAGACGGUCACGGCAGCUGGAGUGAGCUACUGCCGGCCCCCAACAGCAUGCAGUAGAGCUGGAGUCUCCCUUCACGCACCCAGAACCCAACACAGAGACCAGCUGACGCUGGAGCAGACCUGGUUCUGGGUCGGCAGAUCUGGGCCGGGUCUGUUUCAGAAUCAUCUGCUAUUCUGAUCUGCUAUUCCUGCACCCACCGUCCAGCACCGAUCACCUGGUUCUCAACAGAACCCAGCCCCUAGCACAUCACAUUCAGCUCCUACCUCAUCAUGCUAACACCCCAUGCUAAUCACACAGCGUGCAAUCCUCCGGUACCCUGUGCACACAACUUGCAACUCAGCACCCAACACCUUUGAUUAAGCUCACAACAUGCAUUAUGUAACAGUCCACACAUAGCAUCAAAAUCCAAUGUGUGAACUGUAAAACCAACAACAUAGCAUGCAGUACUAAACAUCCCACAUUCCAAAUCCCAACAUUCAACACUUGGAUUCUAACACCCACAGAUAUCAAGCACUUUCCACACUUCCACCAUCUUAUAUAAAGCAGCCCUAAAUCCAGCGGUUAAAUCCAUAUAUACAACAUUAGGCGUCAGACGUUAGCUGUCCUGCUUGUUCUUCUUUUUCCUGUUGAAGAGGAGGGUUCCCAUUCCAGGUGGCAGCCAUAUUGGUACAGAAUCUGAGCCACAUCCAGGCUAGAUUGGGUCCAAAAGCACCUGCUAUGUGAGAUCCAACCACAGCAGCAGGAUCUACUCUCUUUCUAAACUGUUCCGCCUCUUUCCUGCAUGACUGAUAGCACAGGACGAUUACUUCUCUCACACACACUUACAGUAUGUCUAGACGCAUAUACACACACGCUCUCUUACACAUGUACGUAAACACACAUUGAUACAGACACACAGGAUUAUAUCUUUGUCUUUCUCACACACAUAUGUGCUCAUACACACACACACACACACACACACACAUCAGUGUGAUGUUCUGAGUAAACACAAUGCUGCACUAGAUGUUUCUAUCUGUGGUAAUUCUGCUGCAUGUUGCUGCUAUAACAGAGCUACACACACACACACACACACACACACUGCAUCAGAUGGGACACUCUGCCGCAGACCAGGGUUUCACUUAGCCACAUCUCUUCUGUCCAGAUCCCGACUGGCUGCAGCUUGUAGUUCCCUGCUUUCUGCAGGAUUCAGAGCAAGUGACCAUAGGUCCCAGUGCUGUAUGUGAGCCCUUGUGUUUUUUAAAAGAGAUUACAUUUUCUAUGGAGAGCGAUAUGGAAGAAGACGUUCUAAUUUCAGAAGAUGCAUAUUUUGAGAUAUUGAAUGAGACGGUAAACUGACUCUUUAAAGACAUUAUUGUGCAGAUGCAGUCACAGCAAAAUGUUAUAAAAUCAAAGUGACAAAGUAAAGUGUGUUUUUCUUUAAUGGUGUUGGUUCAUUUGCGUUGUUAAGUCACCCACCAUGCUUUUUUGAGCUCAUGGAUACGUGCCCUCAAACAUUUAUUUUGGCUGCAGUGUCCUGGGAAGAUCUUCUGUUUGAAGACAAGGUUCAGCUCGGGAACAGGCCACCAAGAGAACAGCUGACUCUGUGUGAGAUCUGGCCCAGACGUGGCACUGAUCUGGUGAGGGUCUGGGGCAGCUGUCAGAGACACAGCUCUCACCUGGGCAGGCGCUGACAUAGUUUCAUUACAUAGCCCGGAGAGAGCGAGACAGAUUAGCACUCCCAUUGAGUUCAGUAACAUGGUGUUCGCUACUUCAUCCCAGGAAGUCUAAAUACUCCACCAAAACUACACUGAUUGGCAACCCUGCAUGAUUGAAACCAGCCGAUGGGAAAUCAACUUAAAACUCAAAAUAGCUGAAUGCUAACUCUGCUAAGCCUGGCCCUCUGCUCUGGAACAUAUCCUCUAUCAGCUGGAUCUGGAUCCACACCCAAUCAGGCCCAUAUCGCCUCUGGAGUCAGCUGCAACCUUGGAGUUCACUCAGAGACUUGUUGAAUGGAGCCGUGCGCAAUGAUGUUCUACUUGAACUAUGUGAGACACUUUAAGACUUACAAAUCACCUUGUUUAAUGUGUACCCGCCAGAAAGCCUCUGGUUAUGUCCUUUCAAUUUAAUGACCUCUAAAGAUGUGUUUUCCUGCUCAGUGAGUUCUAAAAGACAGGUUCUAGAGACCGGUGUCAUGCAAGGCAUGUGUCAUACUGUUCCUUGCACAAAUAAUUGAUUUCCACUUAAACCAAAGCUGUCCUUCUUUCGCCCGUUCAUUUGCAUCCUGAUUGUUUGUGAUGCUUAGAAUGGCUUUCUGAAUGAGAUGUCUGAUAAGUGAAUAGCGUGUUUGUUUUCGGUUGCCUGUGGUUCGGUUAGAUUUUUUUUUUUUUUUUUUGCUGUGACCCAGUGAGUGCUUAAAAGCCAUACUUCAGGUUUUGAAUAAUGAUCUCCUCCUCUUCCUGUGUGGCAAACGUGUUGUAGUGUAGUUUCCUGUGCAUGCUGAGUGCGUUUGCGUUAAUGAGGCUGUACUUUACGCUGGAUGGCUCUGAACUCCUGCGCCUCUCUUACCCCCUUCUGCUUUGCCUUGCUUCACCUCGUGUCAUUGAGUUAAGAGGCUGAAAAUGAGUCAUAGCCUCCCCUUUCUAGGAAAACAGCAAUGAAGUAAUUUCAGUAAUAAUUUGAGUGUAUACGUCUUCGAUUCCCAGUCUUAGACCGCCAUUUCCUUCUUUUCAACCUUGGUAUACCUACCACUUGAUUUUAGGCACUCCAAUGUAAGACAUGUAAAUUCUGUUAAUUCAUCAGAUUAAAACAAACAUGGUUGUACUCCUUGUUUAAAGGGUAAGUGUUAAGUCUCAUUUGUUUUAUAAUGUAUAGUUUUUACAGACACAGCCAAACAGGGGACUGGACAUAAUGUAUACUCAUAUUUUAUACAUGACUUACAUUCUAAGUGUUCGUUUUGUUUGUGUGUGUAUAUUUCUGUGUACAGAAAUUAUAUCUGCAUAUUUAUAUUCAUGAAGAUUAAAGCAGAUGGAACAAUGA
Messenger RNA from Clupea harengus (Atlantic herring), 10063 nucleotides. RefSeq names its product trio Rho guanine nucleotide exchange factor b (gene triob). The record is from RefSeq and is a predicted model, not a curated record. NCBI's taxonomy places the organism in Eukaryota, Metazoa, Chordata, Actinopteri, Clupeiformes, Clupeidae. Gene Ontology annotation, biological process: axon guidance. Gene Ontology annotation, molecular function: guanyl-nucleotide exchange factor activity; protein binding. Gene Ontology annotation, cellular component: extrinsic component of membrane; cytoplasm.